AUGGUGCUGGGUGGUGACGGCCGCUACUUCAACAAGUACUCCCUGCAGGUAGUCUUGGCAAUGGCUGUCGCGAACGGUGUCUCUGAGAUUUGGGUGGGUCAGGACGGGCUGCUAAGCACCCCAGCCAUGAGUGCAGUCAUCAGAACCCGGAAGGGGGGCUUUAUCCCCUUCGGUGGCUUCCUCUUGACGGCCUCGCACAACCCUGCUGGUGUCGAUGGAGACUUUGGCAUCAAGUUCAACUGUGAGAACGGCGAGCCAGCCCCACCCAAGAUCACCGAGAAGAUCUACAAAAUCUCUCAAAGCAUUUCUGAGUACAAGACUUGCAAUCUCCCCAGGUUGGACAUCUCGAAAUGUGGGACCACGAUGCUUGGAGGCGCGCGCGUUGAGGUGUUCAAUCCUGUCGACGACCAUGUGGCGUUGCUGAAGACGGUCUUUGACUUCGAGGCAAUCAAGAAGCUCAUUCACCGGCCUGACUUCUCCUUCUUCUACGAUUGCAUGCAUGGAGUACAGGGCCCUUAUGCCAAGCGUGUGUUUUGCGACGAGCUUGGCGCAAAGGCAUCGUGCCUCAUGAAUGACACUCCCAAGGAGGACUUUGGAGGAAAGAACUCCCCACAGAAAGGCCACGCAGAUCCGAAUCUCAGCCAUUCAUUGGAGCUCAUGGCUAAGUUGGCGGUCAACAAGGAGGGGAUGCGCUUGGCUUAUGACCAGUUUCCCGCUGCAAGCUUCGGUGCGGGAGCUGACGGCGAUGCUGAUCGGAAUAUCAUCUUGGGCAAGAACUGCUUUGUCAGCCCUGGCGAUAGUCUGGCCAUCAUCUUGCAGCAUGCGCAGUGCAUCCCGUUCUUCCGUGAUGGCGUGAAAGGCUGUGCACGUUCAUUGCCGACUACAGGUGCGCUGGACCGCGUCGCGAAGAAGAAGAACAUCCCCUGCUUCGUGACGCCAACAGGCUGGAAGAAUUUCGGCAAUCUCAUGGAGUCAGGUACAAAGCUUCCUGGGAAGACGUACACGCCCUUCAUUUGUGGUGAAGAGUCCUUUGGCACCAGCAGCAACCACGUCCGCGAGAAGGAUGGGAUGUGGGCAGCAAUGGCUUGGUUGCAGAUCCUCGCAAGCAAGAACACCGACCCGAAGAGCCCUCUGGUCGGAGUACGAGACUUGUGUCGAGAGCACUUCAAAGAGUUUGGGCGCCACUACUACUGGCGCUACGACUUUGACGGGCUUGACAAGGACGAAGCUGAAGCGACCAUGAAGAAGAUUGUUCAAGAAGGGCCGAAGAUGGUUGGGAAAGAAGUCAAGGAGAUGAAAGUGCAAAGUGUGGAGGACUUUGUGUACACAGAUCCUGUGGAUGGGUCGGUGACCAAAGGGGAGGGAGUCGUCUUGAAGUUCUCAGGGGAGGCACGUGUCGUGGUGCGCCUGAGUGGAACAGGGUCCAGUGGAAAGGCCUCCAUGCGCCUCUACCUGGAGAAGUAUGAAUCCCCACAGGGACAGUUGGAUGUAAGCGCUUUGGAAAUCACAAAGCCCCUGCUUGAUGCGACCAUGACGCUGACUCCCUUGCCCAAACUUCUUGGCAGCUCUUUCAAGGAGAAGAUGGAAACCAAAAAGUUGCCAACUCAGUUCAUUUCUUGGUGGCUGGGACUCUUUGAGGAACUCUGCCAAGGCAAGAAGGGCGUCGUUUUGGAGAAGAACAUCUUGCCUGUGAAUGCGCUGCCGGACUUGCAGGGCCUGCCUGUUGGUGACGACUCACUUCUGUCUAAGACAGUGGUGAUGCGUUUGAACGGUGGCCUGGGCACAACCAUGGGCUUGGACAAGGCAAAGAGCUUGCUGAAGGUCAAGGAGAACCACACCUUCAUGGAUCUCAUCGUGAAGCAGGUCAUGCAGAUUCAGGAGAAGCAGCCGCUGCGCUUCAUGCUCUUCAACUCCUUCUCCACGGAGGCGGACACCAAGGAGUUCAUGAAGAAAUAUCCUGCGUUCCACUCUAAGUGGGAGGCCGUCUCCUUGAAGCAGUACAUGGCCCCAAAAGUCACUGACUCCUUCGCGCCUGCGAAAUAUCCGAAGAAGCCCAAUUGUGAGUGGUGCCCACCGGGACAUGGUGACAUCUAUGCUGCCUUGCUCCUUUCGGGAACCCUGGACAAACUCUUGAAGGAAGGCUACAAGUACAUGUUUGUCGCGAAUUGUGACAACUUGGGAGCUUCCGUCAACAUGCGCCUCCUGGGACACUUGGCGAGCUCGGGUGCCUCCAUGCUCAUGGAGGUUUGCAUCCGUGGCGAAGAAGACAAAAAGGGUGGACACUUGGCCCGCACCGCCGAUGGAAAGUUCACUCUGCGGGAGAGCGCCCAAGUCCACAAGCAGGAUGAGAAAGCCUUUGAAAACAUCUCCAGGCAUCGUUACUUCAACACCAACAACAUCUGGUUGAACUUGGAGAAGCUGCGCAGCGCACUGAAGGACGGGCUCUUCAAGCUGCCCCUCAUUGCCAACGAAAAGAAGCUGGACCCGACCGGAAAGGAUGAAAACGUGUCACCCAUCCCGCAGUUCACUGAACCAAAGCCAGGUGCAGGCUCCACGGUUGUGCAAGUCGAGACUGCUAUGGGUGCCGCCAUCUCCUUGUUCCCCGAUGCACAGGCGAUUGUGGUUCCCUCUGAUCGCUUUCUUCCGGUCAAAACCAACGCGCAGUUGGCAGUGCUGCGCAGCGAGGCAUUCACCGUGGGCGAGGACUUCACAUUGAUGAAAGCUCCACGGCCCCGGGCUCCAGUGGAUCCGCUCAUGAAGCAGCUGCCGCCGAUGCUGCGCAGCUUUGCCGCCAUGGCGCACGCGCAGCAGCUUCACGUGGAGGCGAAGCCGCGCAAAGUCGCCGGGGUAGUGGAGGUUGCCUACACCUGCGAUGGUAAGCCCAUCUCCCCGUGGCAUGACAUUCCGCUGUACUCCAAUGCUCUCAACGUGGUCUUUGAGAUGCCGAAGAACUCGAGUGCCAUUGUCAGAGUCUCGACAGGCAAAGGAAAUCCAAUCAAGCAUGUCGUGCAAAGCGGAAAACUUGCGUUCUUCGACGGGCCCAUCUACUGGAACAUUGGCAUCCUGCCGCAAACCUGGGGAAACCCAGCCAUCAGUGAUCCCACACUGAAGGUUUGUGGCAACGACAGGCCCAUGGAAGUCAUCGAAAUCGGCAGCGCCGCCGUUGUCCAAGGAAUGGUCAAAGAAGUGAAGCCUCUGGGCUUGCUGCCGGUGGUCUUUCAGGGAAUGGUGCACUGGAAAGUCAUCGGCGUCUGCCUCGACGACCCCCUUGCCAAGAAGCUCCAAAGCGUCAAAGACAUCGACGCUCAGUGCAAGGGUGUGGUCAGCGGAAUUCGUGAGUGGUUCCGCUGGCACCUUGUGGCAAAAGGCCAGCCGCUCUGCAAGAUGGAGGAGGUCAUGACAAAGGAGAAAGCCAUGGAGGUCAUCAAACGGCAACAUGAGCAGUGGCGCAGCCACACGGAGGCCAAGACUUCAGGGAAAGCGCUCAAAACACAGGGUUUCGUGAACAUGGAGGUGCCGCAUUCACCCGCGCCGGCCCUGCAGCAGCCUGCAGAGGUCAAAGCCCCUGUCAAGACCUGCAAGGCCGAAGAGAGCUACGUCACCUUCACGAAAGGAGACCCCGGCACCAAGGACUUCCAGCUCAGCUUCAAGCGUCAGACCCCUGAAUCCCUGAAGGCCCAAAGUGCAGCCAACACGACGCAGACGCCGGCCCAGAAGGCAGAAGUGGAGAAGAUCAAGUCGGUCUCCCCUUGGCACGAUUUCCCGCUCAACGCCGGGCCCGGCCAGUUCUACUUCGUCACCGAGAUUCCCAAGAUGACCACCGCCAAGUUUGAGGUGCAGCUGGAGAUAGAGGGAAACCCCAUCAUGCAGGACACCAAGAAGGGCAAGCCGCGACAUUAUGCUGGCCCGAUGUUCUGGAACUAUGGCAUGCUGCCCCGCACUUGGGAGGAUGAUACUGAGGAGAUGGAUGACGAGGAGGGCUACACCGGCGACGGUGACCCGCUGGAUGUCGUGGAGAUUGGUUCGCGUCAGCUGGGCCUCGGCAGCGUCACCAAAGUCAAGCCGCUUGGUGCCCUGGCCCAAAUUGACGAGCACGACCUGGACUGGAAGAUCAUUGCCAUCAGCCUUGAGGCCAGCUCGAUGCAUGCAGUCUUGUUUCAUCUGUUCAAAUGGGCACACGGGGAGUCGGAUGGGCACAUGCUGGGCACAUGCUGGGCACAUGCGGGGCACAUGCGGGGCACAUGCGGGGCACAUGCUGGGCACAUGCUGGGCACAUGCUGGGCACGUGCGGCACUAGCAGACCCCCUGGCUGCCGAGUUGAACGACAUCUCUGAUGUGGAGAAGAAGCUGCCGGGAGUUGUCAGCGGCAUUCGGGAAUGGUUCAGGUGGUACAAGACACCCGACGACAAAGCUCCGAACAAGUUUGCAUACAAAGACAAGGCCUUCGGAAGAGAAGAGGCGAUCAAGGUGAUCAACAAGUGCCACACGACAUGGAAGAAGCUGCUCGAUGGUGGAUCGAAGCCUGGUCGCAAGUGGGUGCCCGGGAACUUAUCUCUGAGGGAGAAGACCUUCGCCAUGAUCAAGCCCGAUGCGGUGAGGAAAGGCUACGUGGACGAGGUGGUGCGCAGAAUCACCCAGGCGGGCCUGAAAGUUCUCCGCAAGGAAGAGCGGCAGCUGACAUCCGACGAGGCGAAGAACUUCUACGUGGAGCAGCAGGACAAGUUCUUCUAUGCCAAACUCGUCGAGUACAUGACAAGCGGCCCAGUCGUGAUCAUGGAGCUGGAGGGCGUCAAUGCAGUAAAGGUGUGGGACAAGCUGAAGGGACCAAGUGACCUAAAGAAGGUGAACAAGGAGGCGCCGCAGUGCCUGCGAUCGCUCUUCGGCAUGGAUCCAACCCGGAAUGGCUUCCAUGGCAGUGAUUCCAUUUCCGCAGCUGCUCGCGAGCUGGGCUUCUUCUUCCAUGCCGAUGAGUUCCGCGCGAAGAUGGUGAAGAAGGGGAUGAGCCCAGCCUUCAUCAAAUGGUGGAUGGAUCUCUACCAACGACUAUGCGGCGGGAGCAAGGGGAUCGUGAGGGAGAACAAGAUACUGCCGGCCACCGACCCCAAGCCCCUUACACAGAUUCUGCCUGCAAGUGCCUCCACCUUGGGGAAGACGGUGGUGAUGCGCCUGAACGGUGGCUUGGGUACCAGCAUGGGCCUUGACAAAGCCAAGAGCUUGCUCAAGGUCAAGGACGAGCACACCUUCAUGGAUCUCAUCGUGAAGCAGGUGAUGCAGAUUCAGGAGAAGCAGCCGCUGCGCUUCAUGCUCUACAACUCCUUCUCCACUGAGGCGGACACCAAGGAGUUCAUGAAGAAGUACCCCUCCGUCUUCGCAAGCUGGGAUAAGGUGUCCCUGCUCCAAGGCAUGGCCCCUAAAGUGGACGCAGAGACCUACAAGCCAGCAGAAUGGCCAGAGAAGCCAAGCGCCGAGUGGUGUCCACCCGGACAUGGCGACAUCUUCCUUACUUUGGCCACCACUGGAACCCUCGAGCGUCUACUUAAGGACGGCUACAAGUACAUGUUCGUGGCCAACAGCGACAACUUGGGUGCUUCGGUUGACUUGCGCAUGUUGGGUCAUCUGGAGCGGUCGAAGGCGCCCAUGCUCAUGGAGGUCUGUGUGCGCGGCGAGGCGGACCGGAAGGGUGGUCACUUGGCACGGAUGGUGCAGAGUGAGAAGGACAAGAAGGACAAGAAAGACGAUCAGGGCGACAAAGGCAAAGACGGCAAAGAGAGCCACUUGUCCGAGAAGGGCCAGCUGACACUCCGAGAGAGUGCUCAAGUGGCUGGAGCUGAUGAGAAGGAUUUCCAGGAUGUGGCCAAGCACCAGUACUUCAACACCAACAACAUCUGGCUGAACCUUGAAAAGCUUCAAGAGAUCUUGAAGAAGGGCCAUCUGAAGCUACCUCUGAUCGCCAACGGAAAGCGUGUGGAUCCGUCUAGCAAGGACGACCCCGGCUUCGAGGUGGUUCAGGUGGAGACAGCCAUGGGUGCCGCGAUCUCGCUUCUCCCAGGGUCAGAAGCAAUUCUUGUGCCGCCGUCUCGAUUCCUGCCUGUCAAGAACAACUCGCAGCUGGCCGUGUUGAGAGGUGACGCAUACACCGUCGGUGCCAACUACACCUUGGUGCGCCGCCCGCAACCCGUUUGUUCACAGCCAUCGCUGAAGAAGAGGCUGCAGGCUGUUUUCGUGACCUCGGAGGCGGCACCAUUCUCGAGCACCGGUGGCUUGGGCGAAGCCAUGCAUGGUUUGCCAAAGGCCCUUGCUCAACGUGGGAACCGCGUCAUGGUGAUUGCUCCCCGAUACGACCAGUACUUCGAGGGUUGGGACACAGGCUAUUGGAAGCGAAUCGAGAUGGGAGCACACAAGGAGACGCUGCACUUCUUCCAUGCCUUUGUGGAGGGUGUGGACUACGUCUUUGUGGACAACCACAUGUUUCUUGGGAAGAUCCCCACGAAGACGGAGGGCCGCCUCUACGGCCCCCAUGCAAACCAAGAUUUUGAUGACAACCAGUUCCGCUUUGCCUACUUCUGCCGCGCAGCUGUGGCAGCCAUCCGUGAGCUCCCACUGGGAGGCUACCCCUAUGGCCCAGAAAGUGUCGUUGUCGCGAAUGACUGGCACAGUGCCGCUGUCCCCAUGCUGAUCCACAUGGAAAAGUCGGCGAAUCCGACCGCGUGGAAGGAUACGAAGGUGAUGUUCUGGUGCCAUGACAAGGCCUUUCAGGGCAAUUUCCCGCGCACUGAGGAUUUGGCAGAAGUCUAUGGCAUGAUGCCGAGCUACCUUGACAGCAUUACCUUCGGAAAGGCCGGGACUCCAUACAUUAGCAUGGUGGCGUCUGGUCAGCGCUAUUCCGACAAAGACGUUGAGACAGGCCGGGCACUAGCAACAUCUGGUCUCGCACCCACUCCUCCGAAGGAAAUGAGCUGGGAGCAGGCCGCUCGAGAGUGCGAAGCAGCACUGGCGCAGCUCAGGGGCUGA
Molecule: messenger RNA, 7011 nt
Organism: Symbiodinium natans
Lineage: Eukaryota; Dinophyceae; Suessiales; Symbiodiniaceae
Source: the annotation of a GenBank genome assembly